AUGGAUGUCUCAGCUGCAACAACAGAACCUGCAACACCUUUCUGGAGUUCCACGGAUACGGCAACGGCGUCAGAGAAUACGGAUUCCUCCCCAAGUUCACUCAUCGUUAUUGAUCCAUCAAAGGGCUCAAAAUAUAUCACGAUCGAGAAUGGCGAUUUUAACUAUGGAUGGAAUGUUCCCGAAUCUCAUUAUGGCUACUUGUCACGUUCAAAAGAACAAUUUCUGGCAACAAUAAGCGCUGGUGACGAGGAAGAAACGUCAUUGUUGUCAAAUGUCGAGUUGGCUUCCAGAUUCCUGCUCCAUCUGAUAGAGCAAGAUGAGCUUGACGGGGGUAAAACGUCCUUGAAAGCUCGAGAGGAAUGUAUCGAAACUCUCUUGUGGAGACUGGAAACAGAUUUUCUCCGAGGUGCAGAUAUUCACACGUUUGCAUGUCAGCUGCCAGGGAAUGCAAAGCAGCGACAAGUUGUCAUUCAAGCAUACACGGCCGCAAUGGUUUGCACAAAGCGCCAGUAUAAUCGAGCAGAGCUGGAAACUGCCCUGUUCCCCUCCUCCGCGGGGCAAACCACAAAUACAUAUGCCAUUUUCGGCGGUCAAGGCAACACCCUGGAUUAUUUCGGGGAGCUGCGGACUGUGUUCAAGACAUACAGGCCUCUUGUUGAGGGUCUUCUAAUUGUGGCUGAGCAGACCUUCCAGGACCUGCUAGCAAACGCUUCCACCGCGCGAGCGGGACAAUACUAUCGAGGCAUGGCAAUCACGCAAUGGCUUCGUGAGCCAAUAUCGACGCCGGAUCAAGACUAUCUCCUCUCGGCUCCUGUCAGCUGCCCAUUGAUUGGCCUGCUCCAGCUCGUGAACUUUGCCGUCAUCUGUCGCUGUCUCGGCAAAUUGCCUGGAGAUAUUCUACAUCAUCUGUCUGGUAUGACUGGUCAUAGCCAAGGCGUCGCAGUGGCCGCAGUUCUCGCAACAGUGACGGCUUGGGACGGCUUCGAUGCCGCUCUUGUCAAAGCUUUGACCAUACUGUUUCACGUUGGAUCUGCUGCCCAAGAGGCAACUUGCCAACCCACAAUACCUUCAAGUAUCUCGGCAGAAUCUGUAAAGAAUGGCAUGGGAUUUCCCUCCCCUAUGCUGAAUGUCGUUGGAUGUCGCCUUGAGCAGCUAGAAACCUACAUCACAGACCUGAACAGUCGCCUAGAGCCCAAUCAACGCGUUUUCAUAGGCCUCAAAAAUGGUCUAUUAAAUUUUGUCAUCUCGGGGCCCGUGUUGUCUCUGUACAGCCUAUGUUCGACGCUGCGCAAGGUCAAGGCUGCCCCUGGCACAGAUCAAUCCAAGAUUAGGUUCUCCGCCCGAAAACCUGACUUUUCGUAUCGAUUCUUGCCUGUCUCUGCGCCAUUUCACACAUCACAUCUCCAUAGGGCACAAGAAGCGGCUCUCCAAGAACUCGACACACUACAGCUCGCCGCGUCUGAGCUGAAACUGCCGGUCUAUCACAGCAGCAGUGGAAUAGACAUUAGGACUCUCAAGACGCAAAACAUUGUUCCUGAUUUAGUUCGAAUGAUUCUUUGCGAGCUGAACGACUGGCCGUUGUCGACGGCCUUCACCAAUGCCACACACGUUCUCGAUUUCGGCCCAGGUGGCCUCUCGGGCGUUGGAAUGAUCUUGCACCGCAACCAAGAAGGGAAAGGCGUCAGGGUAAUCAUGGCAGGCCUAGCGGAGGGUAAGUCCACCGAAUGCGGUUAUCGAUCAGAGAUAUUUGCCAAAAAGGCCACUUUCAGUGAGGAUUGGAGCCAAGUCUACUCGCCAAGCCUCAUCCAACCAACAACGGCCAAGAUGCAAAUUGAGAACCGAAUGACUCGACUUUUGGGACUCCCGCCUGUAAUGGUAGCCGGAAUGACACCGACUACCUCAUCUUGGGAGUUUGUUAGUGCGGUCAUGAACUCGGGAUACCACGUCGAACUGGCUGCGGGCGGCUUCCACAACGCUGAGCAAUUGACAACCGCAAUUGACAGUCUAAUCCAUUCUAUUCCAGCUGGUAGAGGAAUAUGCGUCAACAUUAUUUACGCCAGUCCGAAGCAGGUUCGAUGGCAGAUUCCAUUGCUGCAGAGACUAUGUUCCGAAGGCUUCCCUAUUGACGGACUCACUUUCGGUGCCGGAGUUCCGUCUGUUGAAGUUGCAAGGGAAUACAUGGCGAUGGGAUUUCAGUAUUUGUCUUUCAAACCGGGCUCCGCAUUUGAUAUUGAUCAAGUCAUUGCCAUUGCCCGGCUAGACGAGAGCUACCCCAUACUGAUGCAAUGGACAGGUGGUCGAGGAGGGGGCCACCAUUCCUUCGAAGAUUUCCAUGAUCCCAUACUGAAGCUAUACGCGCGGGUGAGGCGAUGCCCUAAUAUCAUCUUACUAGCUGGGAGCGGGUUUGGCGGAGCUGGAGAUACCUAUCCAUAUCUCUCAGGCACUUGGUCCAUGUCGUUUGGACGCCCUGCGAUGCCAUUUGAUGGCAUACUUCUUGGAAGCCGCAUGAUGGUUGCUAAGGAGGCCAAGACCAGUCGAGGCUGCAAAGAGGCCAUUGUCGCGGCUCCUGGAGUGAAGGAUGAAUCGUCCUGGGAACAGAGCUACAAACAGCCAACAGGAGGCAUAGUCACCGUGAAGAGCGAGAUGGGCCAACCAAUUCACAAAAUAGCAACCAGAGGUGUCCUUUUCUGGAAAGAAAUGGACGACAAAAUCUUCAGCAUUUCUGACAGGCCCAAGAGACGCGAAAAACUCCGAGAGAUGAGGCCAUACAUCAUUCAGAAGCUUAAUAGUGACUUUCAAAAAGUUUGGUUCGGGCGUGACGACAAGGGAAAUUCUAUAGACCUGGAGGACAUGACGUAUGCCCAAGUACUUCGACGGCUCGUGCAGCUGCUCUACGUGGCCAAAGAGUCGCGAUGGAUUGAUGUGAGCUACAUGAAGUUGGCAGCAGACUUUUCAAGGCGCAUGUACAGCCGGCUACUGCGAUCUAGUCCUAGUAUCGAAACAGAUUUCGGUCUUAGAGACCCGCAAAAGGCAGUGCCAAAUAUCAUCUCCCAAUGCCCAAAGGCGGAAACACAGGUCAUCAGUUACAGCGAUGCGCGGUAUCUCGUGCUACUGUGUAAACUCCCGGGUCAGAAACCUCCGCCUUUUCUGCUCGACAUGGAUGACGACUUUGAAGUGUGGUUCAAGAAAGACUCACUGUGGCAGUCGGAGGACUUGGCUGCCGUUGUGGGCGAGGAUGCUGGCCGAACUUGCAUCUUGCAAGGACCAGUGGCAGCAAGGUACUCAACCCGUAUCGAUGAACCUGUCAGUGAGAUAUUGGACUCAAUCAACCGCGGCCUGAUUUCGAAUAUCAUCAAAGACCGCUACGGCGAUGACAUGGCUUGCAUUCCUCAGUCUCGGGCGAGUUCGACCGUGCCUUGGACUGCUCCAUUCACACCUCGUCAUUGCUUCAUUCAAUAUGAUGGCAAGAAGACUCGCUAUCAUCUUGCGAAGUCAAUCGGAAACGAGCAGUUGCCUGAUACUGAAAAAUGGCUGCAAAUGAUUGCCGGAUGUUCCGGAACUUGGCUACACACACUCCUCACUUCCAGUAUCGUCUCGCAAGGCUCUAAGAUUGUUGCCAAUCCAAUCCGCAGGGCACUUUCACCAACUAAGGGUAUGCUUGUUGAAGUCACAGAAACCGGUAACCCUGAGGAAGCGGCCAUAACUGUUUUUAACGUGAAGGCGGAAAGUGCAUUGUCAUCCUUUUCGAGGCCUUCUUUAAAAAUUCGGAAAGAGAAGGAUAUCCUUGUGACAUUUUAUACGCACGAGACCGUCGACCGGGCUAUCGUCUCAGUGACAUUCAAAUUCACAUAUCAUCCGGAAAUGCCACUGCACCCAAUACAUGAGAUUAUGGAAGGGCGAAACGAUAGACUUCGCACUCUCUACUACCAACUGUGGUUCGGCGCAGAUGAGGCUGAUCGGUGUCUAUCAACGCAUGGCAAGCGGCGGCCUUCAAUUUCAUGUCUUCAACCAUGUGCCUCCAGUCUAAGGAAUACCGAGCCCGAAACUCCGAUAUCUUUGCAAGCUGGCUUUCCAUCCCAGCUUCAUUGCAUAGAAAGGAACACAUUUUUGGAGCUGAGUGAUGCGUCGUUCGGUGAGGCCUACUUGGCAAACUUUAUUUUCAACAAUUGCAGCUCGACUAUUUCUUCUUCUGCGAUACAAGCCUUCCUAAACAGUAUUGGACAUGAAAGGCACAUGGCUUCACCAUGUGGAUUGAGUGAGGACACAGCACCUUUCGAUUUUGCCAUAGUGAUAGCUUGGAAGUGUAUGAUAAAAGCCAUCUUUCCUACCGCCAUUCAUGGAGAUUUUAUGAAGUUGGUUCAUCUAUCAAACGAGUUCAAGAUUCUCGUUGACAGCGCACCGUUGAGAAGCCUUGAUCGUGUCAACACCAAGGCCGAGAUUCUGGCGAUCCGCAAUGAACCAGCCGGUCGUGUGGUCGAGGUUGGCGCAAUCAUCGAAAGGGACUCCAUGCCAGUAUUGGAGGUGAUAUCCCAAUUUCUUUUCCGAGGCAGCUACACUGAUCAUGGUGUCUGCUUCGAGAAGAAGGUCGAAUUUAAGAUGUACAUCAUUCUAGACACCCCAGCCAAGAUUACCGUGUUGAAGAAUAAGCAGUGGUUCCAAUUAGUCGACUCGGGGACGGAUUUGUUAGGCAACACCAUCAUCUUCGAGCUGAAAAGCCUUACCCGCCCCGGCCAAGACUCCAAUUGCCGCAGCGUCCUAACAGUCGGGCAGGUCUACCGUGAGCAUGCAGUUACCAAAGCGCGCCAAAUUAUUGCCAAUGUACACUAUCAAUGCGGUAAGACAAUCGGCAACCAAGUCAUCGACUAUCUUGAGGGCCAUGGGUCUUUUGUUGAUGUGAUAAAACGGAAGGAGAACCCUCAGCCGCUCGGAGAUCAGGGCUCACUCCGCUUCACCUCCCCAGCAACUAAUCACGAUUAUGCUUGUGCGUCUGGAGACUUUAACCCUAUCCAUGUCUCGGAGCCGUUUUCCAAGUAUGCGAAACUGCCUGGCACAAUCACACACGGCAUGUAUACCAGCGCUGCGGUGCGACGACUAGUCGAGAAGGCGGCUGGUGCCAAUAAGAAUGUUCGCAUGCGGUCGUACAAGUGCACUUUUGUUGAUAUGGUUCUUCCAAGUACUCAACUAGAAGUGAGAGUCAGCCAUGUGGCCACUAAGAACGGUCUGCGAGUACUCUCGUUCCACGCGAUUAGUAUGAUAACGGGGCACAAGGUCCUCGUAGGUGAAGCUGAGGUUGAUCAGCAGCCUUCAGCAUAUAUAUUCACUGGACAAGGCAGCCAGACCCCAGGAAUGGGCAUGGAUCUAUACACCACAUCUGAGAUCGCCAGAGGAGUCUGGGACUCCGCGGACAAGUUCUUCUUCGAAACCUAUGGUUUUAUGAUUAGCGAUAUCGUGAAACGUAACCCAAAGCAGCUAACCAUCCACUUUGGCGGCCAGCGCGGCCGGAAGAUUCGACAGAACUACAUGGACAUGACAACCGAUUGCAACGGCCAGUCGCGGCCAAUAUUCAAAUCGAUAACAGCAACUACGGCAAAGUACACUUUUCAACACAGCGCUGGGCUGCUUUACAGCACUGAAUUCGCUCAGCCAGCUCUCACCAUCUUGGGAAAUGCUCAGUAUCUCCACCUCAAAUCCAAUGGUUUUGUCGACCCCAACGCCGUUUUUGCCGGCCAUUCGCUUGGAGAGUACACAGCGCUUAGUGCCAUUGGUGCCAUUAUGCCAUUCGAGCAGAUUCUUUCCGUCGUCUUCUAUCGCGGCCUGGUGAUGCAGUCCAGCGUCAUCCGCGACGCCAACGGAUGCUCACACUUCUCGUUAAUGGCUAUUAACCCGUCGCGCAUCAGACAAGGUUUGACCACGGAGUCCCUACAGGCCCUGGUUUCUGCCAUCGCUGCUGCUACCGGUGACUUGCUAGAAUUGGUCAACUUUAAUGUAGCAGGGCAGCAGUAUGUCGCUGCCGGGACACUCCCAGCCCUCGAUUGCCUGACAUGUGUGGCGAAUUACAUGGCUACACACCCAACGGAGCUUGAGCCGCCCUCUCACUUGGCCAAGAGCGCCAAGCUCCAAGCCGUUAUAGCCAUGUGGGCGGAAGGGGCUUCCAAGAGGCCAGGGCCUACGCAGCUGAAGCGUGGUCUCGCCACUAUCCCGCUGAAGGGCAUUGACGUGCCUUUCCACAGCUCGUUUCUGAGAUCAGAGAUUGAUGUGUUUCGGAGCGUGCUUCAUAGCUAUAUUAAGCCAGAUGCCAUCGAUGCCCGACGACUUGUGGGCAAGUAUUGCAAUACGAGAGGUAUAUGA
This is a messenger RNA of Metarhizium acridum CQMa 102, 6348 nucleotides long. The record is from RefSeq and is a predicted model, not a curated record. NCBI's taxonomy places the organism in Eukaryota, Fungi, Ascomycota, Sordariomycetes, Hypocreales, Clavicipitaceae.